Candidula unifasciata is the source of this 1671-nucleotide messenger RNA. The record is from the annotation of a GenBank genome assembly. NCBI's taxonomy places the organism in Eukaryota, Metazoa, Mollusca, Gastropoda, Stylommatophora, Geomitridae.
UGCUUGCACAGGCAUCUGACUGCAUGGUAUGACCUAGUUUUAUCCAAGCGACUGCUCAUGGGGAAGAUUAAGGCCAUGUCUGACUGGAAGCUGAUGCUGAAGGUGUGGGGAGCCUGGCGGCUGCAUGCCAGACGUCAGAAGCUAGAGAUGGAGACAGAAAUCCAUGAGAGAAAUGUCAUUGAUACUGAGAGAAAAAGAUUAACAGCAGAGAGACACUACACCCAUGCUGUUCUAAAACGCUGCUUCCUUGCCUGGCACCAGUUCAUUACUGAGAUGAUAGAGAGAAAAGAAUUGGAGAAAGAGCAAGAGAGAACAAAAAGUAAAAUAAUGUCCCUCUUGAAUGCUGUGGCCAGUGGGAGAAUGAGCAAUGAGGACCACAGAACAGAAGAUGGCCAGUAUUCCCAAUUCUCAUCCCCCUUGACAAUCGCACACAACGCUCGUUCACACAACAACACACACAAAGACUGUUGCAGCACAGUGACAAAACGACACCUGAAAAUGAUUGAGACUGACAGUAAUAUGCAGCAGAAGUACACAGAUGCUGAAAUUAGGAAAAAAUUUGGCACACAGCCAUGGAUGAACCGACAUUUUGUGGUCAACAACUUUGAGAAUCGCUAUACAGCUCAACAGCAGACACUGAGAGAACAGCAAAGUCAGAUCAGGGAGCAGAGACAGUUGAUAGAAGAGCUGCAGUAUCAUCAAAGACAGCAAACUUUGCGGCAGCAGCUGUCACAGAUUUCAGAUCUGCACUUACCUGCACCAUCAGCGGAAGUUGAAGAGCAGAGUUCAGCAAUCACAUCCAGCCAUGCAUCAUGUGCAGUUGUAAGAGUGAACAACACAAAAUAUUUGAAAGUGCUCAAAAAUGUAGAGGACAGAGCAGCCAAGAGAGCAAAACUGAAGGCUGAAAGAGAGGAACGGAAGAGAAAACAAGAAGAGGACAAACUGGCUCAGCUGCAAAAGAUUGAGGAGGAGACUCAGAAAACACUGGAGGCAGAGAGGAAGGCCAAAAUUGAGGAUUACAGGCAGAGAAAACGUCUGGAGAAACAGAAGGAAGAAGAGAAGAGAAAAGAGUUGGCAAAGUUGGAGGAAAUGAACAAACUGGCAGAUGAGCACUACAAACGAUCGUUGAUGAAAUACCGGGGACUACUUCCUUUCAAAAAGAUUAUCUCCCUGAGCAAGAAACAGUGGGUCAUGGCUAUCAAGCAUCGAGACAGAGAAGUUGUCAGACAGUGUAUUCAGGCCUGGAGACUGUUUGCCGAUGAGGAAAUUAACCGGAAGCAAAGUAUGGCAGACCAAAUGUCCCAAGUUUUGGUGAUUAAACAUACCUUUCAAAAGUGGAAAAAUUACAAGCACCACAUGAAGUUCCUGAAUCAGAGGGCAGCCAGGCAUUAUGAUAGCCACCUCAAGUCUCAGUGUUUCUCAGCCUGGGUGGAAUGGAAGACUACAGAGAGGGAAGACACACAACAAAAGCUAGAAGCUGCAGACUCACAUUUUCUCAAAACUCUAACCAGGAAGACCUUUUUGUCGUGGAGAGAUCUCCCGGAGAAGCUCAGGCGAGAGCAGGAACGAGAGAAAAGAAGGAUGGAAUUGAGACAGAAAGUUGCAGAACUCAUUCCUGAUUUUUCACCACAAAUGCCCAAUGUUGUUACAGAGUCCGGAGAACUGAGCUGA